Rosa chinensis is the source of this 3203-nucleotide messenger RNA. Its product is annotated as serine/threonine-protein kinase D6PK. The transcript has 2 exons. Gene Ontology annotation, molecular function: ATP binding; protein serine/threonine kinase activity. The record is from RefSeq and is a predicted model, not a curated record. NCBI's taxonomy places the organism in Eukaryota, Viridiplantae, Streptophyta, Magnoliopsida, Rosales, Rosaceae. Gene Ontology annotation, cellular component: cytoplasm; plasma membrane; nucleus. Bases 976 to 2559 code for a protein of 527 amino acids. Gene Ontology annotation, biological process: protein phosphorylation.
UUGUUAGUUUUGUUUAUUCCUUUCCAGAAUCCAGAUAAUAUUUUAUAACAAAUGCUGGUAUUUCUUUCCAUUUUUAAUAACAAUAGAGAUCAAAAAAAUUAAAUGACUUGCUUAUUGUGGUUCAUGCGGUUAGUCUCAGAAAAUUAAUAAAAUCAAAGUUUCCUGCUUUUGGCCUAACAUAUAUAUGGAAAAAGUCAUUACAGCCCAGGGUAGGUUACCUUAUUUUCCCCUUCCCCUCUCUUCUGCCAGAUUCAGAGGGCUGAGAAUAUCCAAAGGAAUCCUCGUUGCAUCAAUUGCUCUCACCAAAACCACUGUGCAACCAUAUCUGAGCAAAUAUGAAGGUAACCAAUGCAUCCAACUCAUUCUAAUAAAAUGUCAAGCUCCACAUAUAUGAAAUGCCCACCAACCCAAAUUUAUCAGAUUUUACAUUGCACCAUAGUAACGCCUUAAUCGUAUUGGGUGAGCGACUCUUCUACAUUAUUAGUCGCCAGUAUUAAAACUCCGCAGCCGGGAGUACUUUAAAAUACACUAGUGUGAUAAUGUGUUUUUCGCUGAUUAGAAAAAUCUCAAAGGCUUUUGUCGUCCUCGUUAAUAGGGAUUCUUUCUUUCUUUCCCUCUCUCUGUUUGUUUUGUCUCCGAGCUGUAACAUUUUCUGGGACAGAGAGUAAGAAAAUGGACUCAAGCCCCAACCCAACCCUGUUCUACUGCUAGUCCUCAUUGGGUCUCUCACUCACUCCCCAAUUUCAAAUUUUGAAUACCUUUGAUUCAUCAGGGGCAGGGCUAUCCUCUCAUUUUUGGGUCCCUAUGCUCGGCUCCCUUCGCGCCCCCUUCUCGCUUUGACCACCUCGGACACACCCCCGUCGCCCAACUCCCAAACCUUUGACCACCAACAACCCCCAAGUUUUAACCCCAUCAUUUUUUUUUUUUCCUCCCUCACUGCUUUGGUGAAACACUUCAUCAACAUUUUCAACCACCAUGGAAAAACCAGCCCAGAAAGCCGAAACCAAUGCCGGCGAACCGGUCGUCGUAAGCAGCAAUAGCCUACAAGAUCUCACCUUCAAAAACAGCUUCAGCAUUAGUCUCAGUCUCUGCAGCAGCUCCGACAACACCGCCAGCGUCAGCAGCAGCACCAACGACGUCAGCAACGACUCUGUGGAAACUAAGAAGAGUACUAAUGCGCCGGAAAACAACAAUGCGGAAUCGGAGGAGGUGGCGAGCCACAAAAAAAGGCCGGAAUCCAUGGCAGCCGACCCGGACGGGGCCGGUUUCCGGCGAAUUUGCCCGUCGAAGCCGCACAAAGGGAACGACAUGCGGUGGGACGCGAUUCAAUCCGUGAAGGCCAAAGACGGCGAGUUGGGUCUGAACCAUUUCAGGCUUCUGAAGAAGCUUGGGUGUGGGGACAUAGGGAGCGUGUACUUGGCUGAGUUGAGAGGGAUUGGUUGCGUUUUCGCCAUGAAAGUAAUGGACAAGGGAAUGUUGGCUGGGAGGAAGAAGCUGAUGAGAGCUCAGACUGAGAGAGACAUAUUGGGGUUGCUGGACCACCCGUUUCUUCCGACCCUUUAUUCGAAUUUCGAGACUGACAAGUUUUCUUGCUUGUUAAUGGAGUUCUGCAGCGGCGGCGAUCUUCAUACGCUCCGGCAGCGCCAGCCGGGGAAGCAUUUUACUGAACUAGCUGCGAGGUUUUAUGCUUCAGAAGUGCUUCUUGCUCUUGAGUAUCUGCACAUGAUGGGGGUGGUGUACAGGGACUUGAAACCCGAAAAUGUACUAGUGAGGGAGGAUGGACAUAUCAUGCUUUCGGAUUUUGAUUUAUCAUUAAGAUGUAAUGUGUGUCCUACUCUUGUUCAGUCCAGCACCGAGCCAUCUUGUGCAAUGCCUACAUACUGCAUUCAACCAUCUUGCAUUGAUCCAAUUCCAGCCUGCAAACUACCGGUUUGUGUUCAACCCUCUUGCUUGCAACCUUCUUGCUUUACGCCUCGAUUCCUAAGGUCCAAAACGACCAAGGAGAAAACUGAACGAACGAAUUUGGGGAGUUCAGAUUCGAGGCCUGAACUUAUUGCUGAGCCAACUAAUGCACGGUCCAUGUCAUUUGUUGGAACUCAUGAAUAUUUAGCUCCUGAGAUCAUAAGGGGAGAUGGUCAUGGCAGUGCUGUUGAUUGGUGGACUUUCGGAAUCUUCUUGUAUGAGCUACUUCAUGGGAGGACACCAUUUAAAGGGAGUGGAAAUCGGGAGACAUUGUUCAAUGUCGUUGGUCAGUCGCUUAAGUUCCCGGAUGGAUCCAACAUUAGUUUUGCUGCCAAGGAUUUGAUCAAGGGCCUGCUUGUAAAGAACCCUAAAAAAAGACUAGGCUUUAAAAGAGGUGCUACAGAGAUUAAGCAGCAUCCCUUCUUUGCCAGCGUGAAUUGGGCUCUCAUUCGUGGCACGCAGCCUCCAGAAAUCCCAAAACCACUUGAUCUUGCCCUUUUAAACCAGUCAUUCAAGUCGGCAGCGCCUCAAAAUGAGAAGGGAGCUACAGAGACAACUCGGUUACCAGGUCCAUAUUUAGACUUUGAAUUUUUCUGAUAUGAACUUUGAUGGGAUAGCCGAUAGCAAAAGGUUGUAGGCAAUCAUUCUUGUGACAAAUUUUGGUGCUUAUUUCAUGCCCUCAGUGAAUCUUAUUUUCUUCAUACAAUUAUUACAAUGGCUGGCCUCUCAAGCACUUUACAGAUUUUGCCUUUGUGUGGUAACCAUAUGCUGCAGUCUAUAUUGGCCCGGAAAAUGUCUGAAGCUUUACCUGGAAAUGCACUUUCGAAAAAGGAAAUAUUGAACUGGACAACACAGAAAAAAUGAACCGUGAUGUUGUCUCCCUGGCACAUUGGUAUCCCUUUAGCUCUUUAUUGGUGUGGGAUUCUGCUUUUCUUGAAUUGUUCCAGGUGGUUCUUUUGCUUCUUUAUUCCUGUGCAGCCAGGCUUUUCUUUAUGGUUAUACUUUAAAUCUUUAAUCAAUAAUCACAGUGUCCUUUUCCUGGUUCUUAAGAAACAAAAAAGAGCAUAAUGAUUCUCAACCCAACUAUGAAGAAAUGAAUAAGAAUGACAGGUGAAUCCUUGUUUACUGCAUUGAGCCAAACAAUCCAAAUUCAGCUCCAAACUGCAGAAUGAGUUCCACAUACAGCUUCACCCUCACUGUUUGUAGUUGGAAGCGUUUAUUUUCUUCAUUGUCUCAGUAAA